UGGAGGGGCGCGCUCUCUCCCGGCCUGUGUGGAGCUCGGCGGCUGCAGACGCGGCGGCGACGGCGGCGGCACGGCAGGCGGCGGCCCCGGGAGCGGCAACAUGAGCGGAUCACAGAACGAUGACAAAAGGCAAUUCCUGCUGGAGCGACUGCUGGAUGCAGUAAAGCAGUGCCAGAUUCGCUUCGGAGGGAGAAAGGAGAUCGCAUCAGAUUCUGACAGCAGGGUGACCUGUCUGUGCGCCCAGUUUGAAGCUGUCCUUCAGCAUGGCAUGAAGAGGAGCCGAGGAUUAGCGCUUACAGCAGCAGCCAUCAAGCAGGCCGCAGGCUUCGCCAGCAAAACCGAGACAGAGCCUGUGUUCUGGUUCUACGUGAAGGAGGUCCUCAACAAGCACGAACUGCAACGCUUCUAUUCCCUGCACCACAUCACGGCAGAUGUGGGCCGAGGCCGGGCCUGGUUACGCUGUGCCCUCAAUGAGCACUCCCUCGAGCGCUACCUGCACAUGCUCCUGGCUGACCGUGCCAGGCUCAGUACGUUCUAUGAAGACUGGUCUUUUGUGAUGGAUGAAGAACGGUCCAGUAUGCUCCCUACCAUGGCAGCUGGUCUGAACUCCAUACUCUUUGCCAUUAACAUUGACAAUAAGGAUUUGAAUGGGCAGAGCAAAUUUGCUCCUACUGUCUCUGACCUCUUAAAGGAGUCAACGCAGAAUGUGACAUCUUUGCUGAAGGAGUCCACACAGGGCAUGAGCAGCCUUCUCAGGGAGAUCACGGCAUCCUCUGCUGUCUCCAUUCUCAUCAAGCCGGAGCAGGAGACUGACCCUCUGCCUGUCAUAUCCAAGAACGUCAAUGUUGAUGCCAGAUGUAAACGGGAGCGUAGGAGGAGAAAGAAGGUGACCAACAUUGUCUCUUUUGAUGAUGAUGAUGAGGAGCAGAACAUUUCGGACACUUUAAAAAAGAUGCCUGGGACUGCAGAAAGCUCGGAGGAGAACUCUGACCGGUCCUCCAACAUCAUGGCAGCCUUUGAAGGCCCCUUUGGGCCAAAUUCAAAUGGGAGCCAGAGCAGCAGCUCAUGGAAAAUUGAUUCUGCUUCUUUGAAUGGGGAGUUGGGCUACCAAAAGCUUGAUGUGAAAAGCAUUGAUGAUGAUGUGGAUGAAAAUGAGGAGGAUGUAUACAGGAACCCACCGGGAAGGAAGCACACAGGCCGCUUGGGGUCACCAGACAAGCCAUUGGAUGGGAACACCUGCCUACCCCAGGUACAUGGAUGGGCCCCAUUGCAGGUGUUACACGGAGAUGCUGAUGCCGACACUGACGUCCUCUUUCCUGUGAGUGGAGUAGGCUCCUAUGGUGCAGCAGAUGCCCCUGUGGGAAGUCUGGAGAAUGGGACAGGACCAGAGGACCACGUACUCUCAGAACCUGGCCUUCGGUACAGUUCUCCAGGCCAAGGAAGUCCUCUGAGCAGCCUGUUACCUUCUGCUUCAGUGCCUGAGUCCAUGACAGUUCAUGAACUACGCCAGGCCAUCGUGGCCAUGAUGAACAGAAAGGAUGAACUGGAAGAAGAGAAUGGGUCACUGCGGAAUCUCCUUGAUGGUGAGAUGGAGCACUCAGCUGCACUCAGGCUAGAGGUGGACGCCUUGAAAAGGAAGGUGACCGAGCAGCAGGAGCGCCAUACCACAAAGGUCCAGGCACUGGCAAGAGAAAACGAGGUGCUCAAAGUCCAGCUGAAGAAGUAUGUAGGAGCUGUCCAGAUGCUGAAAAGAGAAGGUCAAACAACUGAAGUGGUACCCAGUCUUUGGAACGCUGAUGCAGAAGUUACAGUCCCUGAACAGAAGCCCGGGGAAGUUGCUGAGGAACUAGCAAGCUCCUAUGAGAGGAAGCUCAUUGAGGUGGCCGAGAUGCAUGGGGAGCUGAUCGAGUUCAACGAGCGUCUACACCGGGCCCUGGUGGCCAAGGAAGCCCUGGUGUCCCAGAUGAGGCAGGAGCUGAUCGACCUCAGAGGCCCAGUACCUGGAGAUUUGAGCCAAACAUCUGAAGACCAGAGUUUGUCGGAUUUUGAAAUAUCAAAUCGGGCGCUGAUCAAUGUCUGGAUCCCUUCUGUGUUUCUCCGAGGCAAAGCAGCCAACGCAUUCCAUGUGUAUCAGGUCUACAUUCGGAUAAAGGAUGACGAGUGGAACGUGUAUCGGAGGUACACAGAGUUCCGGGGGCUGCACCACCAGCUGCAGAGUGCGUUCCCACAAGUAAGGGCCUACAACUUCCCACCCAAAAAGGCCAUCGGAAACAAGGAUGCCAAGUUUGUGGAAGAGCGACGAAAGCAACUCCAGAGUUACCUACGAAAUGUCAUGAACAAGGUCAUCCAGAUGGUGCCAGAGUUUGCUGCCAACCCCAAGAAGGAGACCCUGGUGCAGCUGGUGCCCUUCUUUGUGGACAUCACCCCACCUGGAGAACCACUGAACAAGAACAGUAGGCCUAAAGUAGCUUCUCGCUUCCCUAAGCUGUCCCGAGGCCACCCCAGGGAGAUUCGCACUGUGGAGCCUCAAAGUGGUGACCUCUGACCUCAGUGGAAUCUCUGUGUUCAACCUAGCCAUGGCAGCUGGCCCUGGACACCUUGGCAGGAUGGCCAUGUCCCCAGAGAGAACACACCCUUCCUGCUGCCACAUGCCACCCGAUUAAACUGGUCAGUUUUAACUGCUGGGUCUCUGUCCUUAGAGCAAGGCAUUGCUCACUGGACAGACACAGGUGGAGACACUGUCACUACCCCCAGGGUGGCCAGGUAUGGUUCUCACCAACUCCAGUUCUGCCAGCAGGACAGUGGGUGUCAGGCUGCACCCAGACCCCUGGCUGAGAUGCACGACACAUAGGCAGGAGGGUCCUUCAGGUGUCGCCCAUGACACUGUCCCCUGUGGGAACUAGAAUGACUGUUACACUCUCGGAUCUCCUGAUCCAACUGCCUGCGCCUGUGGACGAGGCCUCCUUGCCCUUCCUCUUGCCCCUGUGGUGGUUAGACACCCAACAGCACUGCCACAUGGCUGGUAUGGAUGUGAUUUCUCCAGGUACAUCAUCUAGUGGCCUAGCAAAGGCAUUGGCAGUGACUUUGGUCCUUGAAGAACUCAUCUUUCCCUCCUUGUGCUGGCUCCAGGAAGCACCAUUCAUACAGGAAACCUGAGGCUGUCCCAGCAAGGACAGCCAGUCAGAGCUGAGGGGUCCACCAUCCAGCACAGCCCUCAGCAGCAGCCUGGAAACCCUGAGGAGUACGUCCCUGGCUGUGACCUCAGGUCACCAGAGACUUGGCGCUAGGCAUUAUUACUGUGGAAGACCAGCCCUAUAGGAUCUCAGACCCAGUGCCAGAACCGAAAAGAGAAUGAUUGUCCCCUGAACAUGUUUAGCACAAACUGUCCCUAACACACCUCAGUGGGAGCAGAAUGCUGUGGCUCCCCAGGAGGACGUUCUACUAUUGCUCUCAUCUCAGGGCACUGUCUUAGAGCCCGGGGCUCUCAGGUAUGGGGUAGAAUAAGAUCCAGCUGCUCUGCAGCUCUGCCUUCCUCUGCCACCAAUCCUGGGUCCCUCUGACUCUCAGAACAUACUGUCAUGGUGUGUCUCACUAGGUCAGAACCUCCUUGCUGUCUUGGUACAGCUUAGAGGAGCCUGCAGAAAGGACCACGUACCAAGCAGUGUGCACUUCUCUACUUGCCAAGGAGUUUCCAGGGGCGGCUACCAAGGGGCAACUACCUAGGUUGCCCCUGAGCAUGGGCUCAGAAGGGCUUCAGCUCAAAGCUAGACCUUGGCAAGUGAUCCGGGGAAGCAGGGCUUUUCCCAGCCAUGGAAACCUUGGGGAAAGUUCCCUAGAAGCCAGAAAGGAAAUCAGAGUGCAGGGAGAGACCUGAACCGCUCCAAUUCUAGAGGGCACCUCUGGCCAGGUGGGCUGUGCACAGGUAAGGCAGAACACAGCUGCCCUCCAUCAUGGCUGAAGAAGCAGUUUGCUGGGAAGGGAGGACCCAAGAGGCUUCUCGGCCCUAGAAAGCCAACAUGGUUCCUUUCUUGUUUGCCUAAGAUGCCACGGGCUCCACACAAACACCACACUCAGAGUAUGGGCAACUGGACCUAGCAGCCAAAAAGGCCCCGUGAGGCUCUAGCAGCCCCAACUCCACCUCCUGAGCUGGGGAAGUCAGCACAGAGACACUUCAGAUUCCAUCCUGUUCUGUACGGAAAGGAUCCUGCCACCUCCCACAUCUCCAAAGCCCAGAGUCUCAAGUAACAGGCCCUGGGGACACCUGGUCCAAACCCAUGCCACUAAGAGUCUGGGCUCUCUCCCUGUAAACACAGCACACAGAACCAUCUUCACAUUCAGACUCUGCAGCUAAAGCACAGGAAGGAGGGAGGGGGAAAGAAGGAAGGAAGGAAUGAAGGAAGGAACAAAGACAGGCAGGCAAACAUCCAGAGUAGAUGCUUUGGUUUCCAAGGAAUAAUUGUGGGAAAUUUGCCCAACUCUGCCAUAAUGUGAAUAUAAGAGAAUGGUUCCAGGGGCCUUGUGGGACCUUUGGUUGUUUGCUAUCUGUCUCCUACCCAUUCCCUUGUUUCUCCAUGUUGGGGACUGACACAAGGGCCUUGCAAGUGCUGGACAGAAGCUCUCCCCUAAGCCACACUCUAGCCCUGCCCACACUCUGUUUCCACAGAAACCCAGCAAUCACUCUUGGCUCCAGAUGGCCCAUCUCAUUACCUCACAAUAGCAUGUGAUCCCCCUGGAAAUUGGGCAUAGCUGUGCAGGGCAGGGUUAGGUGGUGGAAGGCUAUUCUCACAAUGCUCCCCAGAUCUGAGGCUCAGAGUCCAAGAGGAAUGCAGAGCCAUGGUCACCCAGUGAGUGUGACUAUCCCCACCUCUACAGGAUACUGCUUCCUAACCAUGAACUUGACUGUGGCCCUGGCAUUCUUGUGGCUGCUGAAACUUCAUUCUUAGAAAUGUUCUCCUGCCCUGAGGCCCAUGUCAUGGUGUUAUAGGCCUUGGUUCCUGCUCCAUCUACUCCAGCUCUGUAUGUCUGUAUAACCUCUAGACAUAACUGGCCCCUCAGGAAAUGCUGGGCCCUGUUCUCCAGGGUGUACCACCAGACUGCCUCACUUUAGCAGCCUGCACCUGCACACACCUUCCCAGUAUGAUCAGCUUUUGGGGUCCUUUGAGGCUUGGAUCUAGGAGCAGUCUCAGCUGGGCGCCCUGCCCCUGCCCUGCUACAUCGUUUGAGAGGCACACAAGAAGGAGCUGCCUCAUGCCCAUGGCAAUAACAGUCCUGAUUGCCCAACACCCCCACGUAGGGACAUUGCCACCCAACCCCAGAGCCGCCCCCUGGCCUGGGAGCUGUCAGAAGGCAGGUUCCUCCUUACUAACAAGGUCUAUUGUAAUGAACAUUCUUCAAAUAUUGUGCAUUAUUUCACUAAAGCUAGUAUUAAAUGUUUGCUGUUUAGGUUGGUUCUGCACUAACUUUGCACAACUGUAGCACUGUAUUUUAUCUAAUGUUUCUGUGCCAAAAAGUUCAGCCCCUGUUGCUGACACAUGUUCUCCAUCAUGUUUCUGAAGUAAAGUUUAGGUAGUGAAUGGGAAGGCUAGAGUGCACAGUAGCAGUGCUGGAGUGGCUGCUGUGCUGAGGCCUUGGGUCCACAUCUCACUGGGGCUGUGUUCUCCUGCCCUGAAGACAUCUGCUCACCACCUGUUCCAGCUACUGCCUUUCCAGCCGCCAUCUGCAACCUGCUCAGUUCUGCCCCCAACAGGGGGAGGCCACUUGACCACAUGGAGGUUUGUCUGUCUCUGUGAGUUUUUUUUCAUCAGGAUGAAUUGGAAAGCCCCAGAAAGAGUUGGGGCAUAGGACAAGUGACAGUGUUUGCACAGGAGCCAUAGGGUUACUCAACACCCGGGAAGAGAACCUGAGAUCUGGGCCCUCCAGAUGGGGUGAAGGCUCUGGCUGGCUGUCUCCAUCCACCCUGGAAAGCUCUGUGGUUGCUACAGCCCUAAGCUGGAGCCUGUGGGUACAAACAGCCCAGAAGUCUGAGCAUGUGGUAUCCCGACUCCCCUCUUAUGUUAAGGUUUACACAAUAGAAUUUUUAAACAAAUAUGUUUAAUUUUCUAAAAUCUCUUGUAUUAAAAUUUUCUUUUGAAAUAA
Molecule: messenger RNA, 6135 nt
Organism: Psammomys obesus (fat sand rat)
Lineage: Eukaryota; Metazoa; Chordata; Mammalia; Rodentia; Muridae
Gene: Snx29
Product: sorting nexin 29
Exons: 21
Coding region: 101-2545 (814 amino acids)
Molecular function (GO): phosphatidylinositol binding
Source: RefSeq, a predicted model, not a curated record